Acanthochromis polyacanthus (spiny chromis) is the source of this 2850-nucleotide messenger RNA. It is a transcript of the gene ezra, whose product is annotated as ezrin a. The transcript has 13 exons. NCBI's taxonomy places the organism in Eukaryota, Metazoa, Chordata, Actinopteri, Pomacentridae. Gene Ontology annotation, cellular component: apical part of cell; plasma membrane; cytoskeleton. Gene Ontology annotation, molecular function: cell adhesion molecule binding; actin binding. The record is from RefSeq and is a predicted model, not a curated record. Gene Ontology annotation, biological process: positive regulation of early endosome to late endosome transport; regulation of cell shape; positive regulation of protein localization to early endosome. The coding region runs from base 137 to 2008 and encodes 623 amino acids.
CCGAGUUCAAAGGACACCAGCACUGCCCUUGAGUCCUGCCAGCGAAUAGCCGAGCGGCGCUUCUUCUUCAGCCGGAGGUCCUGCUGGGAGUCCACCACUUUUUCUCUGCUAAGCUGACACAACAACCGGUACCAAGAUGCCCAAAAUGGUCAACGUUCGCAUCACCUCCAUGGACGCAGAACUGGAGUUUUCCUUCCACUCAAACACCACCGGGAGGCAGCUCUAUGACCAGGUUUCCAGAACCAUCGGUCUGAGGGAAAUGUGGUUCUUCGGGCUGCAGUUUAUCGACAACAGAGGAUUCACCACAUGGCUCAACGAUGAGAAGAGGGUGAUGGCUCAGAACAUGAAGAAGGAGCUUCCUCUGCAGUUCAAGCUCAGGGUGAUGUAUUACCCGGAGGACGUCACCGACGAGCUGAUCCAGGACAUCACCAGGAGGCUCGUCUUCCUGCAGGUGAAGGAUCACAUCCUGUCCGACCACAUCUACUGUCCCCCGGAGACGGCCGUCCUGCUGGCUUCGUACGCCGUCCAGGCCAAGUACGGAGACUACGACAGAGAGGUCCACCGUCAAGGUUAUCUGGCGACUGAGCGUCUGCUGCCCAAAAGAGUUCGGGACCAACACAAACUGACCCCAGACCAGUGGGAGGAAAGAAUCCAGGUCUGGCACGAGGAGCACCGAUCGAUGUUUAAGGAGGAGGCCAUGAUCGAGUACCUGAAGAUCGCUCAGGACCUGGAGAUGUAUGGCGUCACCUACUUUGAGAUCAAGAACAAGAAGGGAACCGACCUGUGGCUGGGAAUCGAUUCUCAGGGAGUCAACAUCUACGCGAAAGACAACAAGAUGUCUCCAAAGAUUGGAUUUCCCUGGAAUGAAAUCAGGAACAUUUCUUUCAAUAACAACAGAUUCGUCCUCAAGUCGCUGGACAAGAACGCUCCUAGUUUCGUAUUUUACUCCCCCGACCGAGUCAACAAGCAGAUAACGGUGCUGUGCAGGGGCAACAGCAGCAUGUACUACCGCCGCCGCAAGGCCGACACCAUCGAGGUCCAGCAGAUGAAGGCUCAGUCCGCACAGGAGAGGCUGCAGAAGAAGAUGGAGAGGGAUCAGCUAAUGAGCGAGAUGAGGAGGAGGGAGACCAUCCAGAGGGAGAAGGAUAUGAUGGAGAGAGAAAAGACGGAGCUGAUGGAGAAGCUCUACCAGUUCGAGGAGACGACCAAGAGAACAGAGAGAGAGCUCCAGGAGCAGCUGGACCGGGCCAUGAGGCUGGAGGAGGAGAGGAGGAGGGUGGAGCAGGAGGCGGCCCGGCUGGAGACUGAGAGGAUGGAGGCCAUUAUAGCCAAGGAGGAGCUGGCCAGGCAGGCUGAGGACCAGAUCAAGAGCCAGGAGCAGCUGGCUGCUGAGUUGGCCGAGUACAGCGCCAAGAUCGUCUUGUUGGAGGAGGCCAAGAGGCUGAAGGAGGAGGAGGCCGAGACGUGGCACAUCAAGGCUGUGGAGGUGGAGGAGAGUCUGGUGAAAACGAGGGAGGAGCUCCAGGUGGUGAUGACCUCCUCCACCAUCACCACCUCCACCACCGUCUCGGUUCCAGCUCCGGAACCCAGAACCGGUUCCCGCUCUGGUUCCCGUUCCCGUUCCCGUUCCCGCUCCGGUUCCCGUUCCCGUUCCCGCUCCGGUUCCCGCUCUCGUUCCCGCUCCAGUUCCUCCUCGUCCUCGGACGAGAGCAACCACGAGCACAGCGACCACAACAGCGUCCACAGCACCGAGCUGCAGUCCCAGUUCAUCAACGACCACCGUGAGGAGGAGGAGCGGCAGACCGAGGCCGAGAAGAACGAGCGCCUGAAGAGGCAGCUGAUGGCCCUGAGCUCAGACCUGGCAGUAUCCCGAGACUUCGAGAAGAAGACCACCUUAGAUGUCAUCCAUGCCGAGAACGUCCGAGCCGGUCGGGACAAGUACAAGACCCUCCGUCAGAUCCGCAUGGGCAACACCAAGCAGAGGAUCGACGAGUUCGAGGCCUUGUAGGUGACCUGAAGACCUGAAGAUACCUCACCAUGGCCCUGUCCAGCGUAUAAUCGAAGAGUGAUGUAAUUACUGUCGCAGGUGACGUUAAAGACCCAGAAAAGCUUGAGGCUGAUCUGUGUAAAAGCAUUAAGUUCUAUUUUACUGGCUGAAGUAUAUUAAAAGUGCCCAUUAAAGUGUGUUUAUCAGUCUGUAUGAACAAAGCUGGGAUUAAGUGCACUCCAGAAAUAUCUAUAUUGUUGCAAAUUGUACCAAAGUGAAGCGCUAAAACUUUAUUUAAUAAAUUCAAACAUCUCUUGGCGGUCUUCAUCCGUAUUCCUCUUCCCAAACUGUGUUCCUAGAAACAGAUUAUAGUCUUCAUACAUACUGAAUGUGUCUCGACGAUUGACUUAAAAUGAUUAAUUGAUCAUAAGAUUGAUUUUCUGUUGAUUGUCUAUUAGUUCUUUUAUCUUUUGCAGACUCAUACACGUGUUUUCAAUAUGUCUAAAUAAGAAUACAGCUUAUUUCGCGAGCUUUAAUGUGCUUAGAAUCGUACAUAAUGUUCCAAAUCAACUUGUUUUGGGAUUUUAUUGUGUGAAUGCAGGCAGGUUUAAGACUGUCAAAUGAGUCAGAUCCAGACAAUGUUAGACAAAUCACAUAAAAAUGUUAUUAUGUAACUGAAGGUUUCUGUUCUGAGUUGUCUCGUUGUUAAAUGUCCUCCGGAAAUACAUAAAUGCUCGGUCGUAAAAUGAAUUGUGUUCAUAAAAAUCUGUGGAUUGUCACUUUAAGUUAAACAUUAGUGACCUUCACCUGGUGCAGCUUCAUGUUCAGACAAAAGAACAAUUAAAGCCACUCUUUGAGUACAA